Molecule: messenger RNA, 2157 nt
Organism: Sorghum bicolor (sorghum)
Lineage: Eukaryota; Viridiplantae; Streptophyta; Magnoliopsida; Poales; Poaceae
Product: protein TIFY 6a
Exons: 7
Coding region: 308-1594 (428 amino acids)
Biological process (GO): regulation of defense response; regulation of jasmonic acid mediated signaling pathway; response to wounding
Cellular component (GO): nucleus
Source: RefSeq, a predicted model, not a curated record
CAUCGCGGCUUUCUUCCUCGUCCGCCAUCCGCCUCCUCUCCUCCUUCCUAAAUCUCGCGGAUAAAUAAGCGAGGGGGAGAAAGUGGUUUAGAGAGAGAGAGAGAGAAGAGAGAGGAGGAAAGGGAAAGCAGCGAGCUGUGGGAGAGAGAAAGGUUAAGAGGAAUCCGAGCUGCGGUGCCGCUUCUUCUUCUUCCUCCUCUUCUUUUUCGGCACCGCCACUGGUGGGAGAAGAUUCUUGGGACGAGGCGACGCGGAAGGGAUUUCUUUGGGCUGGCUCCGCUCCGGUGGUUGCUUUGCGUUUGCUUCCAUGGAGAGGGAUUUCCUGGGCGUGAUUGACAGGGCGGCGGGGAAGGGCGGCGGCGAUGUGGUGGUGGUGGAGGACAGCCGAACGGAGCUAGCAGAGGCGGCGCAGUGGCAGUUUCCGGCCAAGUCCGGCAGCGGCGCACCGGCGUUCAUGUCCUUCAGGACGGCGAGGGGGGAGGAGGGCUCUGAGGAGUUCUCCAUCUCCGGGUUCCGGCCGGCUGGAGACGCCUUGGACGGCAUCAAGAAGCAGACCUCCUUGCCUGCUGUGAUCUCCCAGCACCAGCAGCAGCAGAGGCAGUUCGGGCUCAGCAGCAGCCAGGUCACGGCACAGCAGUAUCCUGCCGCGGCGCACGGCGGCCAGCGCUUGCAGGGGAUGGAUUACAGCGCGGCGGCGCUUCAUCAUCUCCCUGGUGGAUCCAGGCUAGUGCAGCCGCUGUCGGUGCGCCACCCUGCGCCGUUCAAUCAGGCCAACCUGAUGGUCAGGUCGCAGAGCUUCCACAAUGGCACCGGUGUCCCCUCGAGGAAUCAGCAGCCUUUCACCAUGAGCAACGGGUUUGGUGGCUCUACAGUUGGCGUGUAUGGCGCAAGGAAUCCACGAAAUCAGACCUCAACGCAGCUGACGAUAUUCUACAACGGUUCGGUGAAUGUUUUUGAUAACGUCCCGGUAGAGAAGGCUAAGGAACUCAUGAUGUUAGCCAGCAGGGCAUCUAUUCCUAGCCCACCAAUUGCCUCCCACAAACUGGAUUCACCUAUUUCUGCCCCUGCAAAGGUCAACGUGCCUGAGGUUUUCCCUGCUAGACAGAUUGUUAUUCAGAAACCGGAGCCUUGUGUGCCUCAUGUAACAAGCACUUCAAGUCCAAUCCCCAUCGUGCCACAAGUUGUGACUCUCUCCAGGAGCACAUCUCACUGUACUACAGAGGCCUGCGGUUCAAAACCUGCUGUUCAAUCGCCAGUUAUUGCUCCUAUCACCCAGGCAACCUCAUCUCAGCCGUUGGCAACUACAAGUGCUGCAGCUGUUACGCCAAGAGCUGUCCCUCAAGCCCGAAAAGCAUCUCUUGCCCGAUUCUUGGAGAAACGAAAGGAGAGAGUGACUAGUGUUGAGCCAUACCCGACAUCAAAGAGUCCGCUAGAGGGCAGUGACACCGUAGGCAAUGCUAGUGCUCCAACCAAAUCUUCAUUCACAGACAUCGCCCCAGCAAGCAACUAUGGCACAGAGCCUGUGCGCCUUGGCCAGCCCAGGAACAUCAGCUUCAGCAGCGAAGUGUGUCCCAGCACAAAAUUGCAGAUCUGACUCUGGUUGCUGUCCAUAAAUUACUACUCCAUGAGUGCCUACCCACCAACACGAAAGCUGGAUAAUACAUUUUUUUUGCAUCUGGAUGAGGCAGGAGGAUAGGAAGAUACAAUGAGAUGAGACCGAUGUUCGUAAACUUGAGUAUAAUUUUGUUUGGCUAGAGCUGUACCCAUAUAUAGUGCUAGCCUAGCCGCUAUAUAGCUUUUGCAGCGCGCUUGUUGAAUGGUUUUGUCGUGCCCCAUUGUAUUAUUCAACUUGAGAAACAGACGUGCUGCUUUGUCUUUGAAUGUCAAUAGGAUUACAGGUUCCACUCAAGUUAUGAUUGAUGCUCUGUUAUUCUUGCUGUAUGGAUUUUAGCAUACAGGCUCCAGAACUGACGGGCAUUGUUAUAGGGGUGUCACGACUCAUGACAUAACCUUUGACAUCCUCCAUACUGUAAUGGUAGUAGAAAUUUUUUGUUUCGUUAUGAACCAGUGGUAGUAAAGAUUUUGUGUUACUUUAUGGAUACGCAGAUGAUGCUUGCUUCUGUAAAUAUACUGAGAUGUGUUACAUGAGAUUUUUUU